CAACGUCAAAGAAAAGCUGAGAAAAGAGCAAGAAAAUACUCAAUUAAUAUAUUUUUUUUUUCUCCUUAUGAGUCAUUUUACCUGACAUCAUCAGCUGAUAUUACACAACUUGUGCAAGUUUAAUUUUAAAAGAUUUAAUUAAUUGAAUUAUAAUUUUAAUAAAAUUGACAAUGGGUCAAAUGUUGGCUCAUCAUGAUACUGAAGAACGAAUAGAGUAUGAUGAAAACAACAACAAUGGUUUGAUCAUGUGUGAUAGAUAUAUACCUGAAGAAGUAAUUUCACAAAUUUUAAUUCAGUAUAUUGAUUAUAAAUCACUUGUCAAUUGUCAACUUGUUUGUAAACAUUGGAAAAAUUUAAUUCGUAAUUAUAUAUGGCGUAAAAAGUAUGAAUCACUUGUUGGAAAAUCAUUGUGCUCAACUGAAGAUAUUUCAUGGACUGUUUAUUAUCAAAUAAUUCAUAAAAAACCAUUUAAUAAAAAUUUAAUAAAAAAUCAUUCGGGUCAGGAACAAUUGAAACAUUGGACAAUCAUUGGACAAGGUGGUGAUGAUUGGAUUGUUGAGGAGCCACCCCUUGGUGUACCAGAGGUACCAAAAGAAGCUCAAUUUGAUGAUAAACAACGUUGUUUUGUUACAUCAUAUGUUCCAUGUACAAAACGUCAAAUUGUUUGUUUAGUUUCUGAAGGAUUUUCACCAGAAAUUUUAGAUAAAUAUCAGCCUUCAAUUAAUAUUGGCGAAUGGUACAGUUGCAGAUGGGAUUGUCCAGCAUAUUACAGAUGCUCCAUACGUCUUCUUGAUGCCAAAAAUAGGACAAUUGAUACUUUCAAUUUUGAUGAUACAAUCAUUGAUGAAACACAAAAUAUUUGGCAUCAUAUGUCCCAUGAAUUUAAAAAUUAUGGACCUGGAUUAAGGAAGAUUCUUUUCCAACAUGAAGGACAAGACAAACGUUUUUGGGCUGGACACUAUGGUAGUAAAAUGACUGGAGCAUAUGUUAUUAUUAAAGCUCAAAAACUCACUACUGCUAUCAAUAAAUAACAAGGAAAAUUAAUUUUUUAUCAUUCAAAUUAUGUUGCUGGCAACAUGUGCAAGUUACCUUAUUUUUAUCUUCUUGAAUGUUGACUAUUAAAAUUUGUAAAAAAGAUUUUUUUAUUAACUUGUCAACAUUUUUAAAUAACAAUUAUGGAAAAUAUAUAUAUUUAUGUAUUUUUAUUGAUAAAUUUAUAUAUAUAUUUUUUUUUAUAUAAAAUCAAUAAUUUGCACUUUUAAUUCAUUUAAAUUAACAAGAUUUUUUGGUACUGGAUUUUGAUUAUAAACAAAAAAAAUUAUGUAAUAUUUAGAGCUACAUAUAAUUUUCUAACAAGCCAAAAUGUUUAAUCACCAAGUUCAACUAAUAUUUUAUGUUUUUUACUUGCAAAAAGAUUUUUUUCAAAUCAAUAUUUUAUCAACUUCAGUAUUAAUAAUAUUUUUAAAUUUUACAAAAUCAUUAAAAACUUUAUAAAUACAAUCAACUGUUUUAAUAAAAAAGUGUUGUUAUAUCAGAAUAAUAAUAAGCCAUCAAGUAAAUCAAGAUGAACCAAAUAAAAUGAUGAAUUUUUAAA
This is a messenger RNA of Aphidius gifuensis, 1594 nucleotides long. Its product is annotated as F-box only protein 44-like. Gene Ontology annotation, biological process: glycoprotein catabolic process; SCF-dependent proteasomal ubiquitin-dependent protein catabolic process. NCBI's taxonomy places the organism in Eukaryota, Metazoa, Arthropoda, Insecta, Hymenoptera, Braconidae. The transcript is spliced from 3 exons. Gene Ontology annotation, cellular component: SCF ubiquitin ligase complex; cytoplasm. Gene Ontology annotation, molecular function: protein binding; ubiquitin protein ligase activity. The coding region runs from base 171 to 1031 and encodes 286 amino acids. The record is from RefSeq and is a predicted model, not a curated record.